CACCUAUCGAGGAAUUGGUUUCACCCACCGUUGGACGCUUUCUCAGGAACUGAGCGCACGCCAUAGGACAAUAUAUUGACAUAAUUAUGUGUAUUUCUAGCUACAUGAAAUAUUAGGAUUUCCUAUUACCUAUAAAUAUUGAAAGUUAGCAUUUACCCCAACACCAUAGAACCACGCGAGACUGUGCAUAUAGGUUACUGGUUUAUCAUCACCAUUUGUUUCGGCUGAUCCAAGCACUAACGUUAGCUACAACUGCCUGGAAAAAAUAAGGCACUAGACACCCGACACAUCCAUCACUUUCUCUGCGGGCUCUAAACGCACUGUGGCUGGGCUGAAUUCUAAGGAGGAGUCCCACUCCCCAGUCCCCCCCUCUACCUCCACCCCUCUGCUGUCCCCUCUUCACUACCUUCAUGACCAGACUGAGGGAAGAGGAGAGGCUGGUGCUCAGAUGAUCCCGCUCUGGGCUGCCGUAACCAAAUUUGUCCAGACAGGGAAGACAUAAGUAGUGUCUCUGGAGGGCCCUGCCCGGUGUCCCCUCGGCCGCUAGCCUGGCAGAGUGCUCCGUUCCCCCCUUUGAUCCCCCGGCCCGUGAGAUGCCCUCUCCCCCUGACGAUGGAGAGGAUCAAGGACCAUCCCUCAUGAACGGGCCAUCUGCGGGCUCCCACCAGAUCAGUGGAAGAAGGAAGGUCCGCACCAAGAAGAAGAAGGGGACCAUUACAGCCAACGUGGCUGGCACCAAAUAUGAAAUCGUUCGGAUAGCGAUCAAUGAAAUGGCCUUCCUGAAAACCCGAGAUGAGGACGAGACAGCCAACCUCAUCUGGAGCGACUCGGCUGUGCAGCACGAGAAAAUCGCUGAUCUCAGGAACUACCAGAGAAUUAACCAUUUCCCUGGGAUGGGGGAGAUUUGCCGGAAAGACUGUUUGGCAAGGAAUAUGUCCAAAAUGAUCAAGAGCCAGCCUCAGGAGUACAGCUUUAUUCCCAAAACGUGGAUCUUCCCCGCCGAGUACACCCAGUUUCAGAACUACGUGAAGGAGCUGCGGCGGAAACGCAAGCAGAAGACGUUUAUCGUCAAGCCUGCCAACGGAGCCAUGGGUCACGGGAUCUCCUUGAUACGAAACUGUGAGAAGCUACCGGCUCAAGCUCAAGACCACUUCAUAGUGCAGGAGUACCUAGACAAACCGUUCUUAAUGGAGGGCUACAAGUUUGACCUCCGGAUCUACAUCCUUGUAACGUCCUGUGACCCUCUACGCAUCUUCCUCUACAAUGACGGCCUCGUCAGGAUGGGCACAGAGAAAUACCACACGCCCAACGAGGCCAACCUGAGCCAGCUGUACAUGCAUCUAACAAACUACUCCGUCAACAAACACAACGAGAACUUCGAGAGGGACGAGACGGCAGACAAAGGCAGCAAGAGGUCCAUUGGUUGGUUCACUGAGUUCCUGCGCAUGAACGAUUACGACGUGGCCAAGUUCUGGGGCGAUGUUUCCGAGCUGGUGGUGAAGACUCUGAUAGUGGCUGAGCCCCACGUCCUCCAUGCCUACCGCAUGUGUCGCCCCGGACAGCCACCAGGGAGCGACAGUGUCUGCUUUGAGGUGCUGGGCUUUGACAUCAUCCUGGACCGCAAGCUCAAACCCUGGCUUCUGGAGAUCAAUCGAGCGCCGAGCUUCGGGACCGAUCAGAAGAUUGAUUACGACGUGAAGAAAGGGGUCUUGCUCAACGCACUGAAACUUCUCAACAUCAGAGCGAGCGACAAGAAGCGUAACCUGGCCCAGCAGAAGGCAGAGGCCCAGAGACGGCUCUACGGCCAGGGCUCCAUGAAGAAGCUCUCGGCCGCCUCCUCCGAGGCAGAAAAACAGCGCCACACACUGGAGCGAAGGAAAGAAGAACUGAAAGAGCAAUUGACUCAGGUCCGCAAGCAGAUCUCCCGGGAGGAGCAUGAAAAGAGACAUCUGGGGAACUACAGACGUAUUUACCCCCCAGAUGACAAGCUUCUCCUGGAGAAGUAUGAAAGCCUCCUCUCAGCUGCCUUUCAGACCUUCCUCGCCGGCCGAGCGGCCUCACUUCAAAAGGAAAUGAAUAAUCCUCUGAAACGAAUGAAAGAGGAGGACAUCUUGGACCUGUUGGACCAGUGUGAGCUGGACGACGAGAAGCUGCUGGGGAAAUCGUCACGGCAGAGAGGACCCAAGCCCCUGUCCUCCAUGCCUGAGAGCGCCCAGACACCGUGCGGCAGGAGACAAAGGGAGUACGGAGGCGACGGAGGAGACGCCAGCGGCAGCAGCGUCAACAACAGCAGCUCCGAGGAGGGCCCUGAAGAGGAGGAUGACAGGGAGGAUGAGAGGGAAGGAGGGAAGACAAGGGAGAAAAAGAGUGUCUCUUACGACCUGGGAGAGAACAAGUAUAAGUCAUUGUCGGAGCGCUCAGGACGGGUUCACUGGAAACCUCUGAUGAAGCCGGUCAAGGCCGGCCUCUCUGCCUCCUCCUCUCCGACCCUUUCUGGGCCAAUCAGACGUUCCAUCUCCUGCCCGCGUUCAAUCUCCUCCCUGGCCGCCCAGUCACCCACCAAUGAGACGCGAGCCUCGCUGGCCAGGCACUCCGUUCCUGCGGCGACGGCCCUCGUUAGGCCAAGCUCCGCUUCUCUGCGCUCUCAUUCGCUCAGCCGCAGCGGCUCCACCCACAGGGUGCCGCACAGCAGUAGUCUAGGUACCAUCCACGCUAACAUGGGUGAUCCCGUGCUGAUCCUGAGGAGUAAAGACCAGGAGACAGAGCUGACAAGACAGAGCCUGGCCGCUCUCAGCGCAAUGAGGAUCCGCUUCCCGGGGAAGACUGAGGAGGAGGCCGAGGCCGUUCUGGAUGAGAUACUAGACAACUGGAAGUACCACAAACCCAAAGUGGCCUCUUACUGGCUGGUGAAGUUGGAUUCCACCAAACAAAGGAAGGUUCUGGACAUCGUCCGUACCAACGUACGCUCGGUGCUGCAGCGGCUUUGGAGGGAGCCCGACGUGGACAGUUUACAUUUGUAUCGCCUUUUCAACCGCGUCUUUAACCGACUGCUCUGGAGCCACGGACAGGGCCUGUGGAACUUGUUCUCCAACACUGGCUCGUCGUGGGAGACCAUCUUCAGUAAGAGCAGUGAGGUGGUAUCGCAGCAGGAGCUCCAGUGCUGCCAGAGGCUGGUGCAGCUGUGCAGGGACUGCCUCCUCGUUGUCUACAAAUUUGUCUCCGAGUCCCGGGGCUCGCUCACCGGCCUCAGCCCCGAAUGGGACGACACUAGGUAUCUGCUGCCAGUGACCUCCCAGUUCAUCAUGAAGUGGCCUUCAUCCAGCUUCGGCCACGUCUCAUCGGCCAUGCCGCGCUCACGCAGUCUGUUCACCACCCGGAUGGGUCAGUUCUGACUGACCGCCCAGGCCCACCCUCAUGAGCUGUAUCCCCCAGCCAAUCCCUCCUCCCCUCAACUAACCAGUUGAGAGGGCUGAACUGGUGGACCUUGGACCCCACAGCGGCCCCACAAAGGCUAGAGCAUAUGGGUGAGAUUAGUGACACCCUUGCUCAGCCCAGAACACUCCAAUGUUCCAACAGGACUCUUGAUCUGAGCUCCACUUAGUGUCAGACAAUGGGUCAUUCUCAUGUCCCCCGACCCAGUCUUUCUCUGUAUCUCUGUCUCUCUCGAUCUCACUUUAUCUCUCUUUCUUUCUCUCUCUCUCAUUGUACCUUACAUUGCUGUAUUAUAUACGCUCACUGUACAGUUACAAGUCAAGGUACUGUAAAGGAAAAAAACUAACAGAACAACGUUUCUUACAUUUAUUUUGUAAAAUGUUCCAUGAAUGCAGUGAAUGCUGAUGCAGUAUGCAGAUGGAAUGAGAUUAACAGGUUAUCCCUUUGUUGAGAAAAAAAUACGCUUUUUUUUGCUGGCUAUGAAAAUUGCUAAAUGUAUUUUGGUGCUGUUUGUAUUUUAUUUAUUGUCUAACUUAUUUCAAUGUGAUGCUUUAGUUUACAUUGUUUUAACAGUCACUUCCUGUCAAUACAACCCAAAGUACAGUAGAGCGAGGAAAGACUAACUUAUUUAAAACCAUUGGGUCAAUUGCAACCAACAGGUAGAACGCGCAGCUGCAGGUUAGCGCUGGAUUUCUUAAAACGCUGCUAAAGGGAGAUUACAUGCACUUGCGUGUUAAAACAAACUAGCUUGCAACCAAAAACCCACCAGAAUAAACCAGCAGAUCAGUUGAAUUAAUCAAUAUUUAUUGUAAGAAUAUAGACCCAGUGAAUUGUAAGAAACUUGAGUAUAGUAUAGUUCAGUACAGGGACGUAGAGUAUAGUACAUUACAGUAGAGUACUAAACUGCAACUGCACUAUUCUGCACUCUACUGAGAUAUACUCUACUCGAGUACAGUAAAGUAUAAUACAGUACAUUAUAGAAGUUUAUGUUUGGGCCAUAUUAGAAUAUAAUUUGUAAUUUGACAUACCUUGAUUAGACUCUAAUUGAAUAAAAAUAUAGGUUUGUAUUAACAAAAUCAUGAUUGGUUUGAUUAAGUUGAUUUUAGUUCAGGAAUAGUUUAUUUUCCCCUUUUGAUAAGAAAUUACCAUACUGUAUUAAGACAAGUUAUUAAUGGAUUAAAUAUUGGAAAUGAAAAGUAAGUAUACCAACACAAGCUUCACAUUAAUAAAAUGUAUAGCGUAAAUUGCCACAGUAGAUUAUCGCUGGUAAACGAGGAAUUACCUCAUUUCAGUUGUACGGAAUGAUUAUCAGAUAUUGAAAUCUGUGCUUAAUCUGCUCAAAUAUUAGGUUUCAUUUAUACCGAAGAUAAUACCCAGAGGGCUAAAUAGCCUUGAAAAUGUUUGGCAGCAACCGGGACUUAAAGGUAACAUCCACAUCAGCUUUAGGGCGGGGUAAUAUGGUCGCCAAUAGGGGUUGCAAUUGAGAUCAGCAGUGUGGGUUAUUUUAGGGCAUAUUGAUGGUUUAACGAGAGAUCACCUCAUUUUGAGACCGUGCUCAAUGUUGGUUGCAGUUGACCCUUAAACUUUUAACUAUAGCUUAUAUUUUGGGUCUGUAAUGACAAGUGCAGCACAGUAUAGCCACAGAGCGUCUAGAAUGUUUAUUUCCAACUAGCGAGCCAAGCAUCCCUGCUACCCAGUGAAUGAGUUGACUUUGCAGCCUCACCGUAGGGAGCCAAAAUGGAGUCUCGGAUAUUGUCCUGUUGAAUAUGCAGUAUAUCACACCGUUUCCGGGUACCAGGUCGACUACAUUGUUGACUACAUUGCAGUCGCCUGCCAAUUCUCACAACGUCUGGAUAGGUGUUUAUAGAAAUCUGACGCCCGACUGGGAAGUUGUUGACAUGGCACGCAUGGUUGCUGUGUGCAGCGAGACUGCAAUAUAGGUGAUCUGGAACAUGACCAAGGACUUACUCCACAUACUGCUUAUGAUGCUGUAAGCAGUAGUUCUUGCAUGCAUAGAUUAUAGUUCUACACCCAGACGUUGUCCAUAGACAGAACAACUGCAUUAUGGGAAAUACUUGAAUUUUUGUGUUGUUAAAUCUUUUGGUCUGCGCUCGCAUUAAAUACACAAAUUUAGAUUUGUGGGUAUCUUAAAUUUCAUAUACAGUACCAGUCAAAAGUUUGGACACACCUACUCAUUGAAGGGUUUUUCUUUAUUUUUACUAUUUUCUACAUUGUAGAAUAAUAAU
Molecule: messenger RNA, 5678 nt
Organism: Salmo salar (Atlantic salmon)
Lineage: Eukaryota; Metazoa; Chordata; Actinopteri; Salmoniformes; Salmonidae
Gene: ttll7
Product: tubulin tyrosine ligase-like family, member 7
Biological process (GO): protein polyglutamylation; microtubule cytoskeleton organization
Cellular component (GO): ciliary basal body
Molecular function (GO): tubulin-glutamic acid ligase activity; tubulin binding
Source: RefSeq, a predicted model, not a curated record